Molecule: messenger RNA, 428 nt
Organism: Ceratitis capitata (Mediterranean fruit fly)
Lineage: Eukaryota; Metazoa; Arthropoda; Insecta; Diptera; Tephritidae
Exons: 1
Coding region: 37-291 (84 amino acids)
Biological process (GO): defense response
Source: RefSeq, a predicted model, not a curated record
AGUUGAUUUUCAAGCGGUAAAUACCAAAAAAAAAAUAUGACUAAAAUCACGCUUUGCGCUUUUCUCAUAUGCACACUCGCCAUUUACGUUACAAUUGCCGGGCGUGAGGACGCUGAAGCUCUGAAUGGCGAGCACGCUUUCCGCUUAGUAGCGGCAAACCAGGAUUCCGCAGCGUUUUUGAGUCGCCAGAAACGUUUCACAUGCAAUAGUUAUGCGUGUAAAGCUCAUUGUAUACUGCUCGGUAGAGGAAAUCAAGGUUAUUGUAGUGCAAAUCGUUGUAUUUGUAAAUAAAUAAAUGUGUCAACUUGCUGAAAAGUGUGCUGAAGGCAAGUAAGAGCCUGCAGUGCUAAUAUUUAUAAAUUAAGAAAACCUUUUUGUUAUUGUAUUUUAGUCUCUAAAUAAAUGUUUUAUUUAAUGUUUGCAUAUUA